CCAAAGACUCAGAAGGUCGUCKUCCCCCUGCAUUAGAAGCUGGCGGCUUGCCUGGUUUCGUCUCCGAGAAUUACACGACCGUGCUUUGAAAAUCAUGCCACGCGACAAAUUUGCGGCCAUGGCGGCGAACGCCGGAGCCGCUGGAAACCAGCACCAGCAGAACCAAGAAUCCGCGGCUCCGGAAACAGCUCCCAAGCGCGACAAAUUUGCGGCCAUCAAUGCUCGCCAGCAGCAACAGCAGCAGCAGCAGCAGCAGCUUUCCGGGAGUUCCGCAGAAGCUACAGCACCCGUUGCAACCUCGCCCCCGAAACGCGACAAGAUGGCGGCUCUUGCUGCUAGAUCAGAGCAGCAGCAGCAACAACAACCACAAACACGACCCUUGGUCGUGGAAGCGUCUCCCAAGCGCGACAAGUUCGCGGCUAUCAAUGCCCGCCAACAACAACAACAACAACAACAACAACAACAACAACAACAGCCGAUCGGAAGCCCGAUCGCAAACACAAUUGCAACCUCGCCCCCGAAACGCGACAAGAUGGCGGCACUCGCGGCCAGAUCGAAUUCGCCUCCGAAACGCGACAAGAUGGCGGCUCUUGCGGCCAGAUCGAAUGCUGCAGGAGGUGGUGAGCACCAACAACAGGAAACGCCGGCCCCGGGAACUUCUCCGGGACCAAAACGCGACAAAAUGGCAGCCCUGAACGCUCGGCAGAACAACGCCUCGUCCGUGGAGAACAGCAGCCUUGCGGAAGACCCAAAAGACGCGACGAUGGCAAUCGAAUCUCCKCCCAGACGAGACAAACUGGCGGCSAUGGCUUCUAGGUCGAUGAACAGCACCGCCGAUGCCGCUCCGGCUUCUUCCCGGAACAGCAAGCUGGCCAGAUUGGUUGCCUCCGGCACGACCGGCGGCGGGACCUCGGAAGUGAACACGAAAUCGAGAGACGAAAUCGCCGCCGAGGCGGCAGCCGCGAGAGAAAAGCACCUGGCCAAGCUCAAGGAGCGGCUGUCGAAACGGAAGGGCAUGCUGGACAGCUUGGAUCGCGCCGAAACGCUCACGUGCAGGCUCUUGAAAAUAGCGGCCCAGACCACGGAGGCCCUCCAGGACCUGAACUUCUCUUCCAACCUUUCUCGACUGUCCACGGCAUACCGAGCCACUCUCCAGGAACUKCAUCCGCUGCUCACGGUGGGCACGGAGGACCUGAUCAAACCCUAUCAGAACCACACCGAGGAAACGAAACAGAGCAUGUACGCCGCAAGGGUCGAAAUGAGACUGGCCAAGGAACGACUGGACGUGCUGAAAACCUUUACGGAAUUGGAACGGGAAGAGAAGAAAGAGGCCGAGGCUGCCGCAGCGACCGCGGACCCGAACGGCAAUCCURCGACGGACGGCGACGAAAGCGGCCGAAAACGAAAACGAUGAAACCACGAGGRAAAACAAUAAAAUAAUAGACGAAAAGCUAUGCC
Messenger RNA from Pseudo-nitzschia multistriata, 1458 nucleotides. Lineage: Eukaryota; Bacillariophyta; Bacillariophyceae; Bacillariales; Bacillariaceae. The record is from the annotation of a GenBank genome assembly.